Molecule: messenger RNA, 1467 nt
Organism: Coniophora puteana RWD-64-598 SS2
Lineage: Eukaryota; Fungi; Basidiomycota; Agaricomycetes; Boletales; Coniophoraceae
Exons: 16
Coding region: 1-1467 (488 amino acids)
Source: RefSeq, a predicted model, not a curated record
AUGCCCCCUCAACGCAAACAAGAAGCAAAACUAGUGUGUAUUCAUCCGUCAUGCUCGUCGACUCCGGCUACGAUAGUAGCCUUUGCCCGGGCGAGGGACGCGAGGGUUCACAUUGAGGGUAGACACUACAAGAGUGCCGACCCUUCAGCGGUGUCUAGACACUGUCGGAAUGUGCAUGACUACGCCUCCGGUAAGGAAGUUAUGUGGAAAGAGUCCCUUCCUGAUAGCUACAAGAGCAAAUGGGGAGAGUUCUUGGCCGACAUCGAAUUUCUACAAAACCCCAUUGGGAUAUACGGAUAUUCUCUGGAAGCGAGUAAUACGAACAUCGCAUGCGACAUCUUCAAUCCUUCUGUGCAUCUGGAGCAGCAAACAUCGUUGACAUGGACACCCGCAAUAGACGAAAAUGAGUGGUUGCACGCCGAUAAUGCUUAUCGCACCGAGAUCAGCUGCGUAGUAGAUAACUUUUGGAAAAACUACGGAAGUCUCUGCGAAAGUAUUUCAGUCGACGCUGGGGGAAAGGUGGUAGAUCUCUGUAGUUAUACAAGUAUCCACGAGGCAAGGAUGGCUCCGAAUGAAGACCGAGCCUACGUUGUCAGCCUCGUCCACUUCAAGACAAAAGUACAAAGUAUAAGGAGUGUACUAAUCCGUUUCAGAGCACACUACGAUGCGAGGAGUCUGCAGCUCAGCACCGAGCAAGAUGUCCAACCUAUCACUGGACCGGUCAUUUCCAGUUUCUUUGGCCUGAAUCAAUGUAUGCAAAAGAUGGAGGGCGUUUGGGGGCUAUUUCGGGGAUUCAUCCCUAGCCUUACGCUCCAGGUUGCCAAUCUGAUCUAUAUCCUCUUCUUUCUGAGUGAAGACGACCUCCGGAAUGGCACUCUCGUUCGUUGGGGUGGAUUGGCUCGCUUCUCUACGUCCUACCUGCAGCCAUGCUGUCUCUUCCUCAAGCCAUCCUCACUUACCGGUUUGCUUGCAGCACUCAUGUUACACAUCGCAUAUAAUGUUCUCUUCCCCCGCAAGCUCCGAAUCAAACUCCUUUCUCGCAUGCUGUCAAUUCAGGCUCCGUGGUCUACAUCACAUCUUCCCUUCUCUGCCGGGCGCUUAGUGGUGUGGUUUCUCAACGGCACAAACUUGAUUGACAUUUCUGCCAACACGUUGAUCUUGUUUAACGUCGAAGCCUUUCUUACCGCUGUUGUCCUGACUCCCGUAGAGGUUAAAUCGGUCCGACUGGCAAUCCAGCGUAAUGAUGCAGGACCAAAGCUCGACUCCUCUUCACAAGAAGAGGUCAUUGACUAUGAGAUCACGGUCGAAUACUCCGGCGCUGAGGAGGAUGUCAUAGAACUCAAGGUGGAUAGAGAACCAUACGAGGGUGUUAUUGAUUGCGCUAAGUGCAUAGUCACGGAGGAGGGAUGUCCACUUGACCAGCUCUUGCUCCGACCUGAUGAUGAUCCGAUCGUUAACUUCUCGUGA